Elgaria multicarinata webbii is the source of this 2701-nucleotide messenger RNA. RefSeq names its product establishment of sister chromatid cohesion N-acetyltransferase 2 (gene ESCO2). The transcript has 11 exons. Gene Ontology annotation, molecular function: protein-lysine-acetyltransferase activity. Bases 1 to 2028 code for a protein of 675 amino acids. Gene Ontology annotation, biological process: mitotic sister chromatid cohesion. The record is from RefSeq and is a predicted model, not a curated record. Gene Ontology annotation, cellular component: chromatin; nucleus. NCBI's taxonomy places the organism in Eukaryota, Metazoa, Chordata, Lepidosauria, Squamata, Anguidae.
AUGGGGCUGCCGAAGGACCCAGGGCACUUUCCUGAGGAAAUGGCAGCUGUUACUCCAAGAAAAAGAAAGCGCCAUUCUGAUGGCUUGCAGGUUGUUCAUGCGAAUCCAGUGAAAAAACUGAUGAUGGAAUUCAUUGAAGAGCUGCCAGUGGUUAAGAUGCCUACACAUCACGGUUUUAUAUCUCCAGCAGAGCAAACAUCAAGUUUUCGAGAUGAAUGCAAAGAAAACCAACAUUCACCUCAAAGAUCAACCAGAUCACAGAAACUUGAUACUUCUCCACUACAGACAGCCAAUGUGCCAAGGGGUAUACGAAGGGAGUCCCCUCAGAGAAUGUCUCCAGAGUCUAGUACCACAUACAGUUCAAUUGUGCCCACGAGCUUCUUUUACAGCAAAGGGAAGCAAUUCCAAAGCCUACUGGAGAGGAAACUGGCAAACGAGAGCCAUCCUCUUAGACCAAGAAAUGAUGAUGGAAACCUCCCUAUUGAUAACAAGACAGAGACAACACAGAUAAAAGUUUUGAAAGCCAGGAAACCAAGUUCAAAAACAUCCAAGCGCCCAGCUGCUUCUAGGCAGGCAAAGACUUUGCCAAGAAACACCAAAAAAGCCAAAUUAGAGAUUGCUUCUCCCAAGCCAGUUGAGGGAAAAGAGACUUGUGCUGUGGAAAAGAAAAUGGAUGCUCCUUUCAAAGUCUUAAGUAUGAAAUUCAAACCUGUGCUGAAACUCCAAACAGGGGCAGCAUUCUUUGCUACUGGAAAGAAGUGGCAAUCUGGUUCUAAGAAAGUACUUUCAUCUCCACCAUCCCUCCAUUCUGACAGAAAGUCCAUAGUAAAAGAGAAACAGGACAAAUCUCUGAGCCAUACUAAGUUCUUGUCCACUAAAAGCAAAGCAAAUGAAGCUGGUGGGAAAGGAAGUCAUGUAAAUGGGUUCCUAAAAAGGGGGGGAAAUGAUAACACGGAGGAAGGUGAGAAACUGAUACAGAAUGCAAGCCAAUAUAAGGAGGCCAUGUGUGAAUUGGAUAAUAGGCUCCUACAAACUUCUCGUGAUUGCCCAAAGGUCCUGACUCAAAAGGAAACUGAUGCUGGGACCCAGGGCUUUGAAGAAAACUCUCGGGGUUCACCUAGAAAUAUGGACAAGCAUAAGAAUAACUCCUCCAUGUCAUCUUUGACAGACAGCAUCCAUCCUUUAUUCAGUACGCCUUCCAGCAACAAAAAAAGGGCACGGGCUCUCCCAGAUGAGCAGCUUUCACUUGUGGAGCUCAGUCCAGUAGUACAGAAGGCUCCUGCCAUACCGAAAGCCAGCAAGAAGACAAAAGAACUGAGCAAAAGCUUAAACGAUCAGAUGGUCAUUGAUGCUGGUCAGAAACAUUUUGGUGCCACUGUCUGCAAAUCAUGUGGCAUGGUCUACUCAGCUGCCAACCCAGAGGAUGAAGGGCAUCAUGUCCAGUAUCAUCAGAGGUUCCUUGAUGGAAUAAAAUAUGUGAGCUGGAAGAACGAACAUGUGGUUGCAGAAUUCUGGGAUGGGAAAAUCCUCUUGAUCCUGCAGGAUGAUCCCAAAUAUGCCAUCAAGAAGGCUGAAGAUGUACGGGAACUUGUAGAUAAUGAACUUGGAUUUAAACAAGUGGCAUUAACCUAUCCAAGCCAGAUCCAAACGUACCUUUUUGUAUCUGAGAAGAAGAUAGUUGGCUGUUUAAUUGCUGAGCCAGUCAGGCAGGCUUUUCGAGUGCUAUCAGAGCCGACAACAACAUUGGCGUCUCCUACUAAGAACAACCUGGAGCAUCAGCGGGCUUGGCGCUGCUCAACAAAGCCGGAGAAGGUGUUCUGCGGGAUCAGCCGAAUCUGGGUGUUCAGCCUGAUGCGGAGAAGGUGCAUUGCCACUCGUCUGGUGGAUGUGAUCAGGCGUACGUUCUUAUUUGGCUCUUACCUAGGCACCAAUGAAAUCGCCUUUUCAGAUCCAACACCAGAUGGCAAGCUAUUUGCAGCCAAGUAUUGUAAAACGCCCAACUUCCUUGUUUAUAAUUUCGUUAGUUAAGGCCGUUUCUGUGCAACUGCAAGGUGGAUUUGAGUGGAGUCAGAACUUCCUUCCUCCAACAGCAAACACACACGCACACACACAAAGAUGCAAUUACAUUUUUCUUGUAUUUUCUUCAUUUUAAUAUUGUCAUGCAAAUUAGGAAUGGCACCAAACCAAGUUUGUGUUGCUUGAAAAGGUUUAAUUCUGGAAGUUAAAACUUCUGAAGUUGAUUUUAAGUUCUUAGUUUGUAAGUAUGAAAGAGACAAUGCCUAUUUAGUUUUCCUACCUACGGCUAAUACCUGGUUUAGCUAUUCUUAUCUGCUGCCUACAGUGUUGCCCCAUCUUUGUAUCCCUGGCAGAUCUCCUGUUUGUUUGCAAGUAAGUUUAGCCAGCUUUAUCCGAGGGGAGAAGUAAUCUUCUAAACUAGAGAAAGUAAUCCUGCGCUGAGAGCCCGUGUAAAGGCUGCUUUGCAGAGGAGAAAGAGGGCUGAGUGGGGAAUGUUCUAAUGCUGCUAUGGACCAGUUAACUUUUUUUGCACCUGUUAGUGAAUGCACAGCAUUGAGGCCGAUUCUGUAAGCCUGAAGUGCCGGAUGCAAGUCCAGGAGCUGGACUGGCUGCCUGCAAACCACGGCAAGUCUUGCACUAAACAUUGUUAGACCGAGUCUGUUCAAAUAAAUAUUUGCGUGUUUUA